This is a messenger RNA of Myotis lucifugus (little brown bat), 3968 nucleotides long. It is a transcript of the gene NUP43, whose product is annotated as nucleoporin 43. Lineage: Eukaryota; Metazoa; Chordata; Mammalia; Chiroptera; Vespertilionidae. The record is from RefSeq and is a predicted model, not a curated record. Gene Ontology annotation, cellular component: nuclear pore outer ring. Gene Ontology annotation, molecular function: protein binding.
UUGUUAGAACAAUGUACAUGGUUAAAAAUGCCACAGUAUCCUAUGUCGAAUGUGUUAUUCUCCCAACACAAGGGUGCGUUUUCAGCAAAUUAAGCCCCACAAAUUCUACCGUUAGACUAGACGCCAGCUUUAUAGCUGUCAGCUGCGCAAGACGAUGAGCGAGAACCCUACAGGGAACUUGCUGACUCCUAAUCAGAACUGAGACUGACAGCAUCCAGUCAUCAUUUAGCCCAACAAACUAAUAAGGAAGAAAAAGCUAUGUCAAGACAUGUAUGCUAUUGCGUCAGCAAUGUUCAAAUUCUAAUUCUCACGAGGUUUUGUCAUAUGUGAUACUCAGCCUACUCCCAAUCCGAAAUAUACAUUGCCCACUUUCUGGGAUUCUAUGACCAUAAAUGAAACCACACUCAAAACAGUGUUCUUUACUUCAGUAUUAGGAAUAAAAUCGUCAGUUUGGGACUAAUAGUUAUCCAUUUCAUCUCUGUGAUUUCCUGAUGGUCUUCCAUUUAAAACAAAACAAAACCAGUCUCAAUCCUCAAUGAGACCUGGUAUCUCUCUAAAGCUGACAACCAACACACCAUUAUAAAUAUUGUAUAAAGGAGAUUUUUUUAAAAAAAGAUUAUCUACGUCCCAAUUGGGGAUCUGCAUCAAAAGAAAACUAGCAACAAAGGGUAAAAUUUAAGUGCUAUUAGUGGUCUAAAUAUAAAGUUCUCUUUUGUUUAGAUAGAUCUUGGGCUAAUCAGGAGAAGAGGGGAAGGAACUGGUCCUGGAAAGAUGGGUAGGAUUCUGAGAAGAGAGGAAUAAGGGUAUUAAAGGUGUAAUCAAAAGCAUGGAAGGAACCUACAACACUGACUUCUGGCCAUCAACGCUACCUGUCAAACUCAUUCUUAAUUAUAUACAUAAAUGAAGAAGCUUACACAACUAGGCAAUGGUCGUCAAAAUUAGAACUGGAGUCUUCAGAAUUCCAACUGUAGACAUUGACAGUGUGCGCUAACAACUUUGAAGCAAAGGAUUUAUUUGGGAAACAAAGAGGGAGAGGUUUAGAAUAAGAAGUUGGUGUGUUAAUGGAAUGUACUUUCGUGAGAAUUUAAGGAUUUGGACUCUUCUCUGCACCGUGAAAUGUAAAACUGAAUGCUCAGGCGUAGCUACCAGGUGGUUUCUCUUACUUGAUUUUGUUUUGUGUUUGCUCUUAAAUCUGUUUUACAUUGCGCAAUUUUUGCACAAAUGCAUUGAGUCAGUGUUCCUACCUGACUUUGCAGAUGAGGAGCAGAUCGUGCCGUACUAGGACCUGCCCAUAAACUCUCCCUGGAGGGCGGGCGGGCGGUGCGCGCCCGGCGGCGGAAGAGAAUUGGCCCUCCGCAGCCACCGUCAGGCCCGUCCAAUCAGGGCUCCGCGGGAAGAGGCGGGCUGGAGUGGCGCGCGCUGCGCUGCUGGCUGUAUUGCGGGGAUUUCGGCAUGGAGGAAAUUUAUGCCAAGUUCGUGUCUCAGAAAAUCAGCAAAACCCGCUGGCGACCGGUACCUUCGGGGAGUUUGCAGACCGCGGAGACCUUCGCUACGGGCUCUUGGGACAACGAGGAAAAUCGUGUCUUAUUGUGGUCUAUUGGCGAUUUGGGGAACUUGGACUCUGAUGGAGGGUUUGAAGGAGACCACCAGGUAUUGUGCGGUAGCAGGCACUACGGUGACGUUAUGGAUUUACAAUUUUUCGACCAGGAAAGAAUCGUAGCUGCUUCGUCAACAGGAUGUGUUACAGUUUUCCUUCACCAUCCCAACAACCAGACUCUGUCAGUCAGCCAGCAGUGGACAACAGCUCACUACCACACGGGUCCAGGCAGUCCUUCCUGUAGCAGUGCACCAUGCACAGGUGUUGUGUGCAAUAGCCCAGAGAUUGUCACAGUUGGAGAAGAUGGUCGAAUAAAUCUCUUCAGAGUUGAUCACAAGGAAGCUGUGAGAACUAUAGACAAUGCAGAUAGCAGUACACUGCAUGCUGUAACCUUCCUUCGAACUCCUGAGAUUCUUACAGUAAAUUCAAUUGGACAAUUAAAAAUAUGGGAUUUCAGACAACAAGGAAAUGAGCCCUCUCAAAUAUUAUCACUGACUGGUGACCGAGUGCCACUCCACUGUGUUGAUAGACAUCCCAACCAGCAGCAUGUUGUAGCUACUGGGGGCCAGGAUGGAAUGUUGAGUAUUUGGGAUGUUAGACAUACUAUGCUUGUGUCUCUGCUGAAGGCUCAUGAAGCUGAAAUGUGGGAAGUUCACUUUCACCCAUCCAACCCAGAUCAUCUAUUUACCUGUUCUGAAGAUGGAUCCCUGUGGCAUUGGGAUGCCUCCACAGAUGUGCCUGAAAAAUCAUCACUCUUUCACCAGGGAGGAAGAAAUAGUACAUUUUUGUCUCAUAGCAUUAGUAACCAGGCUAAUGUUCACCAGUCUCUUAUAAGCUCCUGGCUCAGCACUGAUCCUGCGAGAGACCGGAUUGAGAUCACAAGCUUGCUUCCCAACAGGACUUUGUCUGUGAACAGUUUGGAUGUUUUAGGUCCUUGUCUUGUUUGUGGAACCGAUUCAGAAGCAAUUUAUGUUACUAGACAACUUUUUUCAUGAAAAUACUAUAAUUAUAAGAUAUCAGGUAAAAACAUACAGAUAGCCUUUCAAAUUCCAACUUCUCUGCAAACUUUUAUUAAUGAAAAAUGUGACGUUUGUAGUAAACUCAUUAAUGGCAAUGCCCAGGUUUGGAUUUUGUUAGCUGGAUAGUCUUCUAACAGUUGCAGAAUCUGUUAGGUGACUGAUGGCACAGGAACGGGAACUUGUGGAAGAAUGUCAGAGGGAUCCUCGUGUUGAUGAAUACACUGCCUUCAGACACCCUCCUGGAUAGCUCGUGGAAGCUGCUCUUCAUUUCUGAUGUGAGCUGUCAAAUCACCAACGGGUUCCUGUCCUUGUUAUCAACAGUAUGUGGCAUUAACCAGUGUUAGCUUUUAUUCUUUUUAUUGCAAAUGUUUUCUUCAAUCCUUUCACAUUUUAUUUCUUUAAUAAUUUUAAUAAACUUUUCCAGAAAUAAUUGAGUAGAACAAAAAACUGACAAAUUUUUUUAAAGGGGAAAAUGUUUUGACAGGUUCCUUUAAUAGACUAUGUUUGAACAGAACUUUAUCAACUGCUUAUACCCAACUUUAUUUUUCUUGAAAAGAAAAAAGAAAAUGCAAUUUUUCUUAAGGAUUUUUGCCUUUGUUUAGUUUUAUAGUGUAGUCGAAAAUUGCCAAACUGGACAUUAUGCAUUAAAAUAGAAUUUGACAUUGAUAAGUGAGCCGAUUUUGAAACUAACAUUUGAUAGGUAACAUGUAUGAGAUUAGUGUGAUAGUGUGGUAAGAGUAAAGAAUUUUGCUGUCUUUAUCCUUAUUGGAAAUGUUAAUGAUGACCUUCCAUAGUGUUUUGAGACAGUAGUAUGACAUUGUCUUUCCAUAAUGUGUUAGAUUAAAUGCAUUAUUGAAGUGUGUUCAUGUGCUUUAUAAUUCCAAUAAUAGUAAUUAUGGUAAAGUUUUGUUCUUCUCCCUUAAUAUUUUCAAAAAAUUUUAUGCCACCUUAUCUCAGGGUUUUUUGUUUUUGUUUCUUUGUCAGUAUUUAAAAAUGGAAUAUGUAUAUGAAUCUGCUUUUUUAUAUUUGGCUCAAAAAUGUUUCAUUAAAGAUAAUAAGUAACUGAAUUCCACAUAAUUAGAAGGAAAGAAAAUGUUGCUGAUAGGAAUUUUUAACCUGUUUAUAAUGUUAUUGCUGGGAUCAAUUUUUUAAAAUUUCUGUUAUUACAAAAGUAAUUCAUUACAGAAAAACAAAUCUUAACUACUUAUAGCCUCAACUAAUAGUCUUUUAUAUUUCUUUUAUUCAUCAGUGUAUAUAAUUUGUUUUGUGAAAAUGAAAUAUAUAUUUGUAGAUGCACAUUACCUACCAGUAAACACAUGGGUUCAAUCAUAUAAACAUAGCUAUGAAUUUUC